UGUUACCAAUAAGCUGCAAGUUUCAUCUCUGUUCUUACUCCAAGGGAGAGGGCAAGAGCUCACGAGGCACUGUGGAAAUGGCUGUUGCGGAGGCUGUGUUCCCGCCUGCCAACCUCACCUCCAGCAACCAGAGCAGCUGCAACGUGCACAACCACCACUUCUCUGCCAAAGUCACCUUCUCCCUCUUCUACACUGCCCUGCUGGUGUUCGGUGCCUGCGGGAACAUCCUGGCCCUCUGCAUCACCUUCCAGAGCAGGAAGAAGAAACUCAACUCCACCGACCUCUACCUGGUGAACCUGGCCCUCUCCGAUGCGCUCUUCACCCUGGCACUGCCGGGCAGGAUUGCCUACUAUGUCCUGGAGUUUGAUUGGCCAUUUGGGGACUGGUUCUGCCGGGUUACAGCCUUCAUUUUCUACAUGAACACUUAUGUGGGCAUCUACUUCAUGACCUGCGUGAGCGUGGACCGCUACAUCGCCGUGGUGCGCACCAAGCACCCCGGCAGGAUCCGCAAGAUGAGCCGUGCCAGGGGUGUCUGCAUCCUCAUCUGGUCCUUGGUGUUCCUGCAGACAGCACCGCUGCUCCUGCGGCCCAUGACGCGGAGGAUGGGGGACAAGUUGACGUGCAUGGAGUACUUCAACUUUGAGGAGAUUCCCAAGCUGCCUUACCUGCUCCUGGGAGCCUGUGUGAUUGGAUUUUUCCUGCCUGUGGGUAUCAUCUUGGUGUGCUAUGUGAGGAUCAACCUCAAACUCUGCCAGACAGCCAAGGAGAACCCUCUGACAGUGAAGAAUGGGCACCACCACAGGGCCUUCACCAUCAUCCUGGUGGUGCUGCUGGCUGUCCUGCUCUGCUUCAGUCCCUAUCACCUCAACAUCAUCCAGUUCAUGGUCAGGAAGAUCCUGUACCAGCCGUCCUGCCGUGAACAGCAAGCCUUCAAGAUGUCCCUGCAAGUCACUGUGGCGUUCAUGAACCUCAACUGCUGCAUCGACCCCAUCAUCUACUUCUUCGCCUUCCGGGGCUACAAGCGCAGGCUGCUCCGCAUCUUCAGGAACAGCGGCUCAAUGACCUCCUCCUCCACUGCCAAGACCCCCUCUGACAGCAACAGCCACAGCCAGCAACCUGCCUCCAUCUCUGUCUAGUGGCACAACUCAUCCCUUCCGCUCUGGCCUGCAGCUUAUGAACCAUCCCCAAGGGCAGGAGCUGGAGUUGGGCUGCAAGGACCAGCACCUCCAACAAGGCUCCAUCGCUCCCCUUCCUGAAGCCAGGGGCUCUCACAAAGCCAACCCUGCUGUGACACAGCCUUGCCUGGCUCCACAUGGCUGGCUCUGUGCUCAGCACUGCUGGACCACCAUCCUGGAGAACAGAGUUGGUCCAUUUUCAUUCAUCCCCAGAGGAGGUAGCUGGUGCAAUGGCAAACCCAGCUGGGGGUUUCUCAACUGCACCAUGCCACCCUCCCUCUCCUGUCUGCAUUCCCUGUGGGGCUGGUGGCUGCUGGUGACCACUAUGGCUGUCCUGCCUCCCUGCCCUGGAGCACUGGGGCAGUGUCCCCACAGGCCUUGGGGCAGCUGGCAUGGAGCACAUGGACUCGGGGCAUUUCAGGAAAAGGCUGGGAUGUUACUUCCAUGCAGAAAGUCGUCUGCAGCUCCUUACCCGCACUGAGAAACAGCAGCUCCGCUCCCCUCUAGCUCAGCAUGCCCACUCUUGCACCCAGGUGCUGCAUGGGGUGAGCAGUAAAAGCGACCAGAAAAGCCCUUCCUCAAGGGAGGGGGUGAGGAUGUGAAGCUGCAGAGCUCCUGGGAGUGCUGCUGCCUGCAUCCGCUGCUUGGGCGGCUGCUCCUUCCCCAGGGUGCCUUUCCUCACUGCUGACAGUGCUGUGGUUGCCCUGGGACCCAUUGACAGGAAGGGGAUGCCGGUGCUGGGACUGCAAACCCACUCUGGGGGCACUCGCUGGGGAAUCCCUCCCACCCUUACUUGAAGGGAGUGGAGGAAAGGGGACAAGGAGUAGCCUUACCUGACCUUGACUGGCCUUUGCUUGAACCUGUUGCCCUGACAAGUCUGAGAGACUUGGUAAGGGCAACUUACAUGUUGGGUUCCCGUCGAGUUAUGAGCCCGUGCGAUGAGGGGGAAGUCAUCAGGAGCAGGGACUUCCUAGGCUCUUUUCUGAAGUCACAGGACUAUGAUAAAAUAAACACAUGCAGGAUUCCACAGUUCCUGGGAAUUCUGCUCUUCUGCUAAGGCUGGAAGGGACAGAAACCUGCAUAGGGACAUGAAGAGGAGCAAAGCCAGCAGCUUUAUUCUGCUGAAAAGUAAACCUGAAUGGACACUUUGAUUGAUACAAAUAACUUUUUCAGUUAAUAACCUUUCUUUAUGCCUAGAAAGUCAGUAAUAGUCAUGUACAGCCCUUCCUCAUUUUGAAUGUGCAGAAGUGAGCUUUUGGAUGAUGGUGGUUUUACUUACGGUACGGUAAGUGUAGCAUCCUGAAGGCUGAAUAAGAGGGAUGUCUAAAAUAACUCAGGUGGGAAAGGGACUCUGACGGGUCCUUUCAGAAAGCUGUCUGAGCCCUCCUCAAAGCGGGCCUGACCCCAGUGCUGGCCUGCAGAGAGCCUGUGUCCUGAAAAACACAAUGUAUGAGGAAGAGUUAGUAUGCAAUAAUCUAUCAAUGGGCUGAACACCUUACAGGAGCCUGGCUAAGCUGCUGGUUGCUGUACAGUUAUGCUGCCCUAUUAAUUUGUCAAAGAAGUGUUGGCUGGAAGGGACCUCUGCUUCACAUCAUCCAACAGCCUACUCAAAGCCAAACCGGCUGGCACAGUGUCAGGCUGGCCAUGGCUUCAUGUAGCCAAGGCUUGGAACCUCCAUGCAAGGCAGCUCCCCCCACCACCAAGGGGUGCUGCAUUGCCCUCCGUAUGGAAACGUUUUCCCACUGUCCAGUCUGAACCUUGCUACCCAGAGCUGGUGACUGU
Molecule: messenger RNA, 2957 nt
Organism: Neopsephotus bourkii (Bourke's parrot)
Lineage: Eukaryota; Metazoa; Chordata; Aves; Psittaciformes; Psittacidae
Product: G-protein coupled receptor 183-like
Exons: 1
Coding region: 78-1136 (352 amino acids)
Biological process (GO): G protein-coupled receptor signaling pathway
Cellular component (GO): membrane
Molecular function (GO): oxysterol binding; G protein-coupled receptor activity
Source: RefSeq, a predicted model, not a curated record